AUGUGGAGGCGCGGCAGCCGCUUGGCGGCCGCGGGCCUGAACUCGGGACCACCGCUUCUGUUGCUACUGCCUUUGCUGUUGCUACUGCUGAUGGCGGUGUCCGGCGCGGGCGCAUCUAGGCGCUCGGCGCUGUACUCGCUCUCCGACCCGCUGACGCUGCUGCAGGCGGACACGGUGCGCGGCGCAGUGCUGGGCUCUCGCAGCGCCUGGGCGGUGGAGUUCUUCGCGUCCUGGUGCGGCCACUGCAUCGCCUUCGCCCCGACUUGGAAGGCGCUGGCUAACGACGUCAAAGACUGGAGGCCAGCACUGACUCUCGCUGCCAUGGACUGUGCUGAUGAAGCCAACAGCGCAGUCUGCAGAGACUUCAACAUCCUGGGCUUCCCAACUGUGCGGUUCUUUAAGGCCUUUUCCAAGAAUGGCUCAGGAACACCACUGUCAGUGGCUGGAGCUGAUGUGCAGGCUCUGCGAGAGAGGCUCAUUGAUGCACUGGAGACCCAUCAUGACACGUGGCCCCCAGCCUGCCCUCCACUGGAGCCUGUCAGGCUGGAGGAGAUUAAUGGAUUCUUUGCAAGAAACAAUGAAGAGUACCUGGCCUUGAUCUUUGAAAAGGAAGGCUCCUAUCUGGGUAGAGAGGUGACUCUGGACUUGUCCCAGCACCAGGGCGUGGCGGUACGUAGGGUCCUGAACACCGAGGAGGACGUGGUGAGGAAGUUUGGCGUCACUGACUUCCCAUCUUGCUACCUGCUGUUUCGGAAUGGCUCUGCCUCCCGGGUACCUGUGCUUGUGGAAUCCAGGUCCUUCUACACCGCGUACCUGCAGAGGCUCUCUGGGGUCACCAGGGAGGCUGUCCAGACCACAGUUGCACCAACCACAGCUAACAAGAUUGCUCCCACUGUUUGGAAAGUUGCAGACCACUCCAAGAUCUACAUGGCUGACCUGGAAUCUGCGCUUCACUACAUCCUACGGAUAGAAGUAGGCAAGUUCUCGGUCCUGGAGGGGCAGCGCCUGGCAGCCCUGAAAACAUUUGUGGCCGUGCUGGCCAAGUACUUUCCUGGCCAGCCCUUAGUCCAGAAUUUUCUGCAUUCCACCAGCGACUGGCUCCAGAAGCAGCAGAGAAGGAGAAUUCCAUACGGUUCUUUCAAAACUGCCCUGGACAGCAGACAGGAGGGCGCUGUUAUUACCAACAAGGUCAACUGGGUUGGCUGUCAGGGAAGCGAGCCUCAUUUCAGGGGUUUUCCCUGCUCUCUGUGGGUCCUCUUCCACUUCCUGACUGUGCAGGCAGCUUGGAAAAAUUCAUACCACCCACAAGAACAAGCCAAGCCCCAGGAGGUCCUCCAAGCUGUCCGGGGCUAUGUUCACUACUUCUUUGGCUGUCGAGACUGCGCUGACCACUUUGAGCAGAUGGCUGCUGCGUCCAUGCACCGGGUGAACAGUCUGGAUGGUGCUGUACUCUGGCUCUGGACUAGCCACAACAGGGUCAAUGCUCGCCUCGCAGGUGCCCCCAGUGAGGACCCCCAGUUCCCUAAGGUGCAAUGGCCCACCCGUGAAUUGUGUUCUGCCUGCCACAAUGAGCGCUGGGGUAAGCCUGUGUGGGACCUGGGUGCCACCCUCAGCUUCCUCAAGGCCCACUUCUCUAGGAGUAACAUGGUCCUGGACAUUCCUCAGGCUGGGCCAGGCCUCCGGGCUGUUAGGGAGCAAAUAGCAGGCACCCCAGAGCUGGUGACUGGAAACUCAACUCUGAGCCCUGAGGAGACUGCAAUCAUAAUGGGCCCAAGGACAGAGUCCCCCAGAAACACCAUUUUGGAUGUUCCCGCUGAGAGACCUGGGACAAGUCAUGCCCAGGAACGGGGCCCUGGCCCGGGUAUGACCAGCACUACACCGGACCACGGACCUCCUAAGCACCUAGUGGAGCUUCCAGGGGAGGAGCUGGAGCAGCUCCAGGGGCAGCGACGCUUGAGCAAACGAGACACAGGGGCCAUGUUGCUGGCCAAGUUCCCAGCGGAGAAGGACCUCCUCAGGGGCCCUUCAGAGUUGAGACGAGUGGGGCGCAACUCCAAGCAGUUGGUCAGCUUCCCUGAGGAGGAACCUGAGGCCAGGGCCCAGUGGGGCCGACGCCAGUGGCUGCAGAUGUUGGAAGGGGGCUUCUCCCACCUGGACAUCAGCCUCUGUGUGGGGCUUUACUCCCUGUCCUUCAUGGGCCUGCUGGCCAUGUGCACCUACUUCCGGGCCAGGAUGAGGGCUCUGAAGGGCCGUGCCAGUCACUCCACAGCUUGA
Chrysochloris asiatica (Cape golden mole) is the source of this 2274-nucleotide messenger RNA. It is a transcript of the gene QSOX1, whose product is annotated as quiescin Q6 sulfhydryl oxidase 1. Bases 1 to 2274 code for a protein of 757 amino acids. Lineage: Eukaryota; Metazoa; Chordata; Mammalia; Afrosoricida; Chrysochloridae. Gene Ontology annotation, molecular function: protein disulfide isomerase activity; flavin-dependent sulfhydryl oxidase activity. Gene Ontology annotation, cellular component: Golgi membrane. Gene Ontology annotation, biological process: protein folding. The transcript is spliced from 12 exons. The record is from RefSeq and is a predicted model, not a curated record.